CAUUCCGCUCUUGCCGCCGCCGCCGCCACCCCCGCCCCCCGCCCCCGCCCCCGCCCGGUCCCCGCCACCGCCGCCGCCGCCGCCUGCCCAGCGGCCCGGGAGGCGGAGGCGCGGGGGAGGAGGCCCCGCUUGGCUCCUCAGCCCCGGAUGCUGCAUGACUUCAUCCUUCCGCCGGCUCCCCUGCUGAGGUAGGGCCGGUCCGGCAGCAAGCCCGCCGCCCGCGCCCCGCCGCAGUCCCGCUCCCGCCCCGCGCCCACCCCGCGCCCGCCAUGUCCGAGAUCCUGCCCUACAGCGAAGACAAGAUGGGCCGCUUCGGCGCAGACCCCGAGGGCUCCGACCUCUCCUUCAGCUGCCGCCUGCAGGACACCAACUCCUUCUUCGCGGGCAACCAGGCCAAGCGACCCCCCAAGCUGGGCCAGAUCGGCCGAGCCAAGCGAGUGGUGAUCGAGGAUGACCGGAUAGACGACGUGCUGAAGGGGAUGGGGGAGAAGCCGCCGUCCGGAGUGUAGACGCGCCGGCUCGGGCGGCGGGCUCCGGGCCCAGCCUCGCAGCGGCCAGGAGCGCGGGCCGGCGAUGCGGCUGCCGGCGCCCCCCCCCGCCCCGGCCCAGGCGCCCGCGGGCGGGGGCUGCAGGGCCGUGCAGCCGCCGCCGCCGCCAGGCACUCCGGAGCUGUCCGCUUCAGCACCACGGCGGCCGCGGUAGCGGCGGCGCGGACCCGCCCGGAACCCGCCGCCGCGCUCAUGCACUUUAAAACCUCGGGCCGCAGCCCCACCCCGCACACCGGAACGGACACGGAGACCCGCGGCCCCCAGCCCCCGGCCCGCCCCCUCCUGCACGGCUCCCCUGCCCCGCCCCCCUCCGGCCAGUCUGGUCUGCAGACCGGGCGGCCGCCGGUGUCGGACCGCGCGCGGCCAGGGAUGUUUGGCUGCGUACUUGCAUGAGCUUUCCACCCACUUGAGCCCAGUCCUCCGGGCCGUUCCUCGCCCCCACCCCUGUCUGGCGUGACCCCAGCCUCAGCCUCUUUCUAAGGGACUUCCUCAGCACAUUUGUAUUUUUAUAUCCGACUCUUUGUUUACUGGCUCUGCUCAUGGUUCCUGCCCUCCCCUCAGUCUCGGCCACGCUCUUCUGCGCCUGGCAGAUAGGACGGGUGUUGAGGCUGGGGUGAGACAAGCCCCCGACACGGUUACCAACCACAUGGCCAGUCUGCCCAGGCCUGACCCCAGGAGGCUUUCUGGCAGACCCCUUCUCCCCAAGGUAUCAUCACCUUCCGAGGGCCCAGAUCAGAUUUUACCUUGGACCCCUGAGUCUUGCCCCUGGGAACCCAAAUGGGGACUGCUCUGAACCUUUGGAUGACAUCUGUGGCCCCGGAGAUGUUCUCAACCCAGGGGUGCCCUUUGUAAAUGUUCCUCCAUCCUCACUGUACCAGGAGUGUGUGAAUAAACACAGACCCCCCUGUG
Molecule: messenger RNA, 1457 nt
Organism: Gorilla gorilla gorilla (western lowland gorilla)
Lineage: Eukaryota; Metazoa; Chordata; Mammalia; Primates; Hominidae
Gene: CAMK2N2
Product: calcium/calmodulin dependent protein kinase II inhibitor 2
Exons: 2
Coding region: 270-509 (79 amino acids)
Biological process (GO): negative regulation of protein kinase activity
Molecular function (GO): calcium-dependent protein kinase inhibitor activity; protein kinase binding
Source: RefSeq, a predicted model, not a curated record